Molecule: messenger RNA, 796 nt
Organism: Capsicum annuum
Lineage: Eukaryota; Viridiplantae; Streptophyta; Magnoliopsida; Solanales; Solanaceae
Product: UPF0690 protein C1orf52 homolog
Exons: 3
Coding region: 152-658 (168 amino acids)
Source: RefSeq, a predicted model, not a curated record
AGACAAGUAGUAAAAUUUAUUUGAGUGAGAGCAAAUAUGACCGAGGCAAAACCCUCUUUUUGAACCAUCCACAUUAUUUACCGGUCCUCUGAACGAACAAAAGCCUAGCCAAUUUCGAUUGACAACACUACAAGUUUAGUUGAGGCUGAGGAUGAAGAGGGCAAUGCCAUGGAGUGAUGAAGAAGAAGAAGAAGACGAUACAUCCUCCUCCUCCGAUGAUACUGACGACAAUUUGGGGUCUGCCAACAUCAAUGCUAAACAUAAAUCUUCUCAAGUUGAGUCUGCAAAGCGGAACAGAAAAGGUGUGGACAUUGAAGCUCUAAGCCGCCACGGGUAUAAAGGUGGAUUAUCUGUCCUGAAAGUUCCACCACCCAAGGAGCCAGAACAGGAACAAAAUUGGUCUUGGUCAAGUGGGAAGGAAACUCGGGAAAAAGAGAAGGAAGAAACUUAUGAGGAGCGUCAGAAGACGAGGGCUUCACUUGCGGAAGCAGAGGAACUGGUUCAUGCACGAACUCAGAAAGAGAGGAAGAACUUUUCUUUCUCACAGAAGGAGAAGAGGAAGAGAGAUCUUGGUCAGGCUAGCAGAGGGAAGAGUUACGUUGAAGAGGAAAAGAGGCUGCUAAGGGAUAAUGGCGUUUACUCUGGGUUUGAUUCCUGAUUCACGAGCUGUUCUUUUUAGCAUUUUUAUCAUGUAAAGUGUUGUAACAGUUGGUUAUGACUACCGUGCACUCCAGAAUAUUGUUGUCAACAUGAAAAUGAAUUUAUGAUACCUCCAUGGUCAUUGCUUAAGUACCAA